Messenger RNA from Carcharodon carcharias (great white shark), 4152 nucleotides. Its product is annotated as leucine-rich repeat and calponin homology domain-containing protein 4-like. The coding region runs from base 111 to 2303 and encodes 730 amino acids. Gene Ontology annotation, molecular function: protein binding. The record is from RefSeq and is a predicted model, not a curated record. The transcript has 19 exons. NCBI's taxonomy places the organism in Eukaryota, Metazoa, Chordata, Chondrichthyes, Lamniformes, Lamnidae.
CCGGCGCUGGUGGCAGAGUAUCCCCCGAGUGGAGACGGUGUAUCCUCGGCUGGUUACACUGUAUCCCCGCCGCUGGCAGCGUCAGUCCAGCUCCGGACAGGGCGGGCGAUAUGGCCACGGGAGACGAGCCUCAGCCCUCGGGCUCGGCGGUGGCCAAUCUGAGCCGCAGUGUGGAGAAGGCGCUGGAGGAGGCGGUCAGCAACGGCAUCCUCAACCUGAGCAACAGGAAACUGCGAGAGUUCCCCCGAGCAGCCACUAACUAUGACUUGUCGGAUCUGAUCCAGGCUGACCUGUCGAAGAACAGACUUUCGGAGAUCCCAUGUGAGGUUUGCCAGUAUAUCUCACUGGAAACACUGAAUCUGUACCACAACUGUGUGAGGAAUAUCCCCUCAACCAUUACUAACCUCCAGGCACUCACCUACCUCAAUGUCAGUCGCAGCCAGCUGUGUGUGUUACCCCCGUACCUUUGUUGCCUGCCCCUGAAAGUCCUCAUUGCCAGUAACAACAAGCUGACAUCACUGCCUGAAGACAUCGGCUGCCUCAGACAACUCCGAGAACUGGAUGUGAGCUGUAAUGAGAUCCAGAUCCUGCCAUCGCAGAUUGGGAAUCUGGAAUCACUGCGAGAUCUCAACGUGCGCCGGAAUCAGUUGGUCACUCUCCCAGAAGAAAUUUCCGAGCUCCCGCUUGUUCGCCUCGACUUCUCCUGCAACAAGGUCACACGGAUUCCCGUUUGCUACAGGCACCUCCGGCACCUCCAGAACAUCCUACUGGACAACAACCCCUUACAAUCCCCACCUGCACAGAUCUGCACCAAAGGGAAGAUCCACAUAUUUAAAUAUUUGAACAUCGAAGCCUGUAAAACCGUGCCUGAUCUCUCAGAUUUGGACAGGUCGAUCAGACCACAGGGAUUUAGUUCCUGUCUCUCUGAUGAAUUCUGUGGUAGCCGACAGCACAGUGGCCUGGACUCGGGAUUUAACAGUGUGGACAGUGGCAGUAAACGCUGGUCAGGGAAUGAGUCCACAGAUGAGUUCACAGACCUGUCCCUCCGCAUGGUGGAAAUAUCCCGAGAGCAGAGACAGCUGAGAGAGGCUCGCCUGGCACCAUCGGACAACAGUGCAACUGUGGAUCAAGAUCUGGAGCAGAUUGAUUUUAUCGACAGCAGUGUGAACGGUGAGGAGGAGGAGGACGUGAAGUCGGAGACGGACACAUCUGUUCCCAGCAAGUGCCCUCGCGCACACCACUCGCUGGAGGAUAGCAAACGGAAGAAGAGCUGGUCCGAGAAGAGCAGCCUUACCGACAGGCUUCCUCACAAUGGGACGAGUGGACAGGUGUCUCCGGGGAAAGAGGAGGGACAUCGGGAGGGUGAGGAAAGGAGGCGGCCUGAGACGCUGCAGAUCUGGCAAGAGAGAGAGAAGCAGCAGCAGAGUCAGAGCACACAGAGACGUGAAAGGGUAAUCAGUGUCAGUUCAAUGAUUAGGGGCACAGCAUUCAGUCUCCAGACACAGAGCUCACUGAGUGACCUGAACAGCAAAUCAGUGUCUGGUGUCAGCUCUGGGAACAGCGCGGGUUCACAGACUCAGCCCCGGAGUGAGAGCUGUCCUGUAAACCUCUCCAGUAGCCUCUCGACAACGGCUGAUCGACCAGAUGCCCCUUCAAACCCCAGCUCCCUACCCACCACACUGAAGGAACCUGGUCCUGUUAGCAGACCAAACAGCUUCUUGUUCCGAUCAUCCACACGGAGCAACUUGAAGAGUAACUCAGCUGUGAGUCCGGUCUCCCCUCAGAGUCCGAACUACACCUUCCCAGAGUUUCCAGUGGACCUGAAGCCGGCAGUGAGGCAGCGGAACACAGAGCAGGAGACCAGCGAGCAGGAGCUGAUUGCACAGCUUCGAAAGAGCAUUGAAUCACGGUUAAACCGAGCAUUGCCAGAGGACCUGAGUGAGGCCCUGAAUAACGGUGUGACGCUGUGUCAGCUCGUGAAUCAGAUUCGACCCAGAUCCAUUUCCAUCAUCCAUAUCCCCUCCCCCGCUGUGCCUAAACUGAGUUUAGCAAAGAGCAGAAGGAACGUGGAGAGUUUCCUGGAAGCCUGUCGGAAGAUCGGAGUUCCCCAGCUUGAUCUCUGUUUGCCGUCUGACAUUCUCCUGGGUAAAGUCCACAGACUGCGGGGAACGGUGGAAGUGUUACUGGAGCACGCUGAUACACCGCAGACCUCCCUAGUCCAUCAGCUCGCUGGCUUCUCUGCGUUUUAUGUCCUCCUGAUGCUGCUACUUUACUUGCUGUAUUGUCACGUACCAGCCUUCUAACCACAGACUCCUGUCCGUCUGCUACACAGCCCCACUAAUGCUGCCAGGGACAUCGACAGAGGCCCCCCCACCCCCCCCCACCUCACCCCAGGGGGAAAGGGACUGCUCGUACCACAAAGUGUUUUGGUUGUGGAUUUAAGACUAAUACAGAUGCAUAAACGCAAGCCCGCAUAGAAUUACAAACACAGACCCAUGUUACCUGGGCAGACAGGUGCAUAAAUGCAAACCCCCACACUCAACCAUAAACACAGACCCACAUAACUGGACAAACAGAUGCAUAAAUGCGAACCCACACACACAAUCAUAAACACAGACCCACGUGCCUGGACAGACUGGUGCAUAAAUGCAAACCGUCCACAUACACAAUCAUAAACGCAGACCCACAUGACUGCACAAACAGAUGCAUAAACACAAACCCACACACACACAAUCAUAAAUGCAGACCCACAUGACUGGAAAAACAGAUGCAUAAACACAAACCCACACACACAAUCAUAAACGCAGACCCACGUGCCUGGACAGACAGUUGUAUAAACGCAAACCCCCACAUACACAAUCAUAAGUGCAGACCUGCACACUGACAUGCGCAUAAAUGUGCCCCCCCACACAUACACACACACACAGCAGCAGACACAGGCACAAAUGAACUUGCCUAUGUCAGAGCUGCAGACACACACUCCCAGCCGGCCUCUGCAUCUUUUUAGAAGCUGCUGCUUGGUCUUCACCUUCCACAUCUGAGUUUUAGUCUCGAUCCUCAUGGGAUUUGAUUUGUAUGUGGGGAAACGCUUUCAUGAAAUGUGGCCUGUGCAGCUCUGGGAAGAGCUGCUGUCUUAUGCUAAACUCCUGCUCUGUGUCGGUGGAUUCCUGACUUGCCUUGAGGCAACAGGCUCUGGCGUGGCAUGAAGGAUCCUCGACUGUGUGUCUAAUCUUCACCUUCCGCCACAAGCCCUUGAGUGUUCGUCAGCAACAAGACAACCGGGCGUCGGGAGUGAAUGUUGAAGCGAGGGUGUUUGGGGAUGCGGUAAUAGAGGGGGAGGGAGGGGAUUGAUGGGGAACGAUACUCAGCCUGGUUCCUGUCCGAUAUUCACUCGUUCUGGCCUAAUGAAGAAUGUAGAAGAUGUACAGAUUACAGAGAGUGAAGCAUCAAGGAACCUGUAGUUUAACACACACUGCUUAAUACCCCUAGCCUUGAUGGAAUUUCCUUGUUCCUGUUCUCGUACGCUCCUUGAUACAGUUGGUAUCCAACCCAUGAAUUUGUAAAGAAAAGAAUUGUAAAUAUUUUCAGGUAUUUGAAUUUUUUUGCGAGGUUGGUGUCCGAGGUUUGAACUCCUGCUCCUUGCUGUCCGGCCGAUUGCUGGACAGAUUCACCAUGGCCGGAGAUUGUCUGGCCGCUGGCUGUCUCUGCAGACUCUGUCCAGCGGUGUGGGUGGGGAGCCAGGGAUUCAAACUCUUGACCCUUUGUGGUUGGAGGGGCGUCGGGAACUCGACUGCCCCCCCAACUGUGGUACCAAACACUUUGAUAUAGCGUGCCUUAGAUUAACAGAAUGCUGCAAACAGACAGAAGGACAGAAACCACUCCAGCAUUUAUUAGGGGAACAGCCCUUUUUGUUGGGAUUGGGAUUCUGUGCUGUGCCGUCACUCGCUGGACUGUUCCUCUGGUGUUUAAUCAGUUUCGCCUUUUAAAUUAUUAGUUCCUCUAUCCGUGGAAACAUUCCAGAUUUGUGCUGCUGAAAUGAUUAAUUUAUAUAGGUGUUGUCAAUUAAUUUGUAUCUGUAUGGCUCAGCCUGUUAAUGGUGUGUAUGUAAAAUUCACCAUCACCAUUCACACCAGUAAACCGGACUAAAGAGAA